This is a messenger RNA of Paramuricea clavata, 525 nucleotides long. The record is from the annotation of a GenBank genome assembly. NCBI's taxonomy places the organism in Eukaryota, Metazoa, Cnidaria, Anthozoa, Malacalcyonacea, Plexauridae.
AUGGAGUACAGUUUAGUCGAACUUGACACAAUUUCCGAUUUGCCGCCCGGAACGCAAAUUGCGGUAAAAAGUUUCGUUAAAAAUUUGGAACCGCUAUUAAUAUUUCUCCUCCCCGUAAUCAAUCCCGACGGCCGCUAUUAUUACCAUCACGGCGUUUACUUAGGCAACGGCCAAGUGAUUAAUUUCCAUGGGGAAAGCAAGGCCGAUGCAAAACCUCGCAGAUGUAAUGUCGAAGAAUUCCGUUCACGGAGUGAAGUGGACGGCAAAAUAUACAAAGUUAUUUACAGAAAUACAGCGACAGUUUUGAGAGUCCACGACACGUUGGUCAGAGCGAACAAAGUCUUGGAACGUCCCGAGGAAUGGCCGAAAUUUCAUAUCAUAUACAACAACUGUGAAACGUUUGCAACAUGGCUUAAAACAGGGCAGGGAUUUUCUGUUCAAGUACAAGACAGACUUAUCUACGGACUCACUUCGAUGAUAGCUUUGGGUUUACUAAUUUUAUUCUUGUACAAAUAUAGUCAUUAA